Molecule: messenger RNA, 4824 nt
Organism: Pocillopora verrucosa
Lineage: Eukaryota; Metazoa; Cnidaria; Anthozoa; Scleractinia; Pocilloporidae
Product: ATP-dependent RNA helicase TDRD9
Cellular component (GO): intracellular anatomical structure
Molecular function (GO): helicase activity; RNA binding; ATP binding
Source: RefSeq, a predicted model, not a curated record
GGGAAGCUGAAAAACAAAACAUUGUAGAUUGUAGAAAGAGUUCGAAGAAAAUGAGGUACUAACGUGAGUGCAUCAUAGCGGAUAAAUGGCUGAUAUAAGCCUUGAUCAGAUAAAGGACUUUUUCAGUCUAAGGCCGCUUGCGAAACCAAACGCUGUGACAAAUGUGAAGAUAACAGGGCGUCAUUAUGAAGAAGGCAGGCGGAAUGUUGAGAAUCAACAGUUUAAAAUGGCAAGAAAAAAUAUGCAAAGCCCCCCAGCUUCACCUGCAUACGUUGGAGAUUACUGUUCAUCUGGUCCUAAGCUGGAAGAUCUCUACGAUGAGUUGGACCAGCUGGAACUCAACCCUCCAUCUGGAGCUUCUGAUGAAUUACCAGCAGCUUUGAAAGAGGAGGAGGCAGCUCAUAUUUUUGAGAACUACUCUUUUGAUCACACUUUUUCACCAGAUCUUCCCAUCACCUCUUACCAACAACAAAUCAUUGAUACCAUUGAGAGCAACUCAGUCACCAUUAUACAAGGAGCCACUGGAAGUGGAAAAACAACCCAGGUGCCGCAAUAUGUACUGGAUGAGUAUGUUAAGAACCAGAGAUAUUGCAACAUCGUCGUAACUCAACCAAGACGUAUUGCAGCCAUAAGCAUUGCCAAGCGAGUUUGUCAAGAGAGGGGUUGGACUUUAGGCAGUUUGGUGGGUUACCAGGUUGGAAGAGACAAAUGUGUUAGUGAAGAUACACGUCUCUCCUAUGUCACAACUGGUGUGUUGCUCCAAAGGCUUAUUCAAUCCAAGAACAUGAAUCAGUACACUCAUGUUUUUCUGGAUGAGGUUCAUGAGCGUGAGCAAGAUUCUGACUUUUGUCUUCUAAUUGUUAAAAAGCUGCUAAGGACAAACUCAAGGCAUGUCAAGAUUGUCCUUAUGUCAGCCACAAUUCAAAGUGACCUUUUCUCAAUGUAUUUUGCUGUCCCUGUGCGUGGCAGGGUGGAAGGUGCCCCUGUGGUUACUGUUGAAGGCAAAUCAUUCCCAGUGAUAGAAAGCUAUCUUGAUGAUCUCACUGGUAUCGGGAUGAUCCCAGAGAACAACCUUGAAGAGCCAGAUAUUAGUCAAGUAGCAUACGAGCUUGCAGCUCAAUUGAUUCGCCAUCUUGACAAUUUAGAGGCCAACACUUCAGCUGGUAUUUCAGGUGAAGGAACACCUCAUAGUCGUGGGUCAGUACUGAUGUUUUUACCUGGUUAUUUUGAAAUUAAACAGAUGGACCGCUUGUUGGAUGAUAUGUUGAGAGAUUGCAAACUGUUAAUACUCCCUCUGCAUUCCACAAUCACUACUCUGGAGCAAGCAGGUGUGUUUAAAAAACCUCCAGAGGGCUUCAGAAAGGUGAUCUUGUCAACAAAUAUUGCAGAAAGCUCACUCACUGUUCCAGACAUAAAAUAUGUGAUUGACUUUUGUCUGGAGAAGUGCCUAGUCUGUGAUCCAGAGACUAACUUUCAGAGUUUACGAUUACACUGGGCAUCCAAAGCAAGCUGCACCCAGCGUAAAGGUCGUGCUGGCCGUGUGUCAGCGGGAACAUGCUUUCGACUGGUGACCAGAGAAUUCUAUGAAAAUGCUCUUCCAGAAUUUGGUGUUCCUGAAAUGCAGAGAUGUCCAUUGGAACAGAUUAUUUUAAAAGUAAAGCUGUUAGACAUAGGACCUCCUAAGGUCGUUUUAAGACUUGCAAUGCAGCCCCCAGAUCCAGAUGAUAUAGAACGGACAGUCUUGCUUUUAAAACAGGUUGGUGCCCUGACUAUUAAAAUGAAGAAUGAUACCAUCAACCCUUAUGAUGGAGAACUGACCUUUUUUGGCAAAGUGUUAGGAAGCCUGCCAAUCGACAUUUAUCUCGGAAAGCUGUUAAUAUUGGGAUAUGUGUUUGGCUGCCUUGAAGAAUGCCUUGUUAUAAGUGCUUCAAUGUCUUUGCAGUCAUUUUUUGCGAAGCCAUUCAAAAGAGACUUCAAUGCCUAUGUUAAGAAGAUGGCUUGGGAUGCAUAUUCACACAGCGACUGCAUUGUGACUCUUAAUGCCUACAAGGAAUGGAGCACUCUGAAAAGACGCAAAGGAUUCCCAAGGGGUGAAACAGCAUGGUGUAAAGAGAACUUGAUCCAGCCGGGUCGUAUUAGAGAGGUUGAAGAACUCGUUACUGACUUGACCAACAGACUUAAGGAUCUAAAUCUCAGAACAAACCAACCUCUCCAUCAGAAGGCGAGCAAUUCUGAUGAGUCUCUUCUCAUUUUGAAGCUUGUGAUCUGUGGAGCGUUUUACCCAAACUACUUCGCCUCAAGUGAUAUUGAUGAAACUGACGUAAUGAAGGUGAUGUCAGGCCAUGAUCCUUUCACGACAGUUAUGGUCAGGAAUAUGCCUGCCCAUGGUGCGCUUUACAGGUCACAGAUUGCCAGGUUGUUCAGAUCUUGCGGCAAAGGAAAAGCUCUUUAUUUUGAAGAUACCAGAGCUUAUAUCGAGUUUGAGAGAACACGGGCCACUGAUUCACACACAGUUCUUCCUGCUGUCUACAAAGCCAUUAAGAUGAGGCACUUACGAAUGCCCCUUAGUCUUUUCAUUUCCGAAGCCAAAAGUAAAGAAAUGGACAGGUUGAUGGAAAGGAGAAAUGCUUACGAAGAAGCGAGCGCGGAAAAGGGGAAACUAAGAACAAACAGGGUUGCUACGAAUUUAUCAGCAAGAGGUGCUGGAAGUGUGACUCGUGUUCAAGAACCACAGCAGGUUGACCUUCCUCGAACUGGCUACCUGGAAAUCAUAACUUCAGUGGUGAUAGAUGCUGGUCACUUCUGGGCUCAGAAACCCGACAGACAAUCCGCUAUGCAACUUCAAAUGUUGCAAAAUCAUAUCAACAUGUAUCAUGGCGAAAACUUACGGCAUGUUGACCAAAAGAGUCUCUAUGUUGGUAUGCUGUGCCUUGCUUUAUAUGCUGAAGACGAAUUGUUUUACCGAGCGAGAAUAAUGGCCUUGAACAGCCCACAUAUACCCAGAAACAGUGUAGAGGUUCUUUACGUGGACUUUGGGAACGAAGCAGUGCUGAGAAUCAGUCAUCUGAGACAGAUGCAACAACAGUUUGAAGACCUUCCAUUUCAGGCAUUUGAGUGUAGACUAUGUGAAGUAGGACCUUUACCAUCCCCUCACAGUCCUGUGGGAACAUGGUCUCCCAGAGCCAGUCAGCGAUUUAUUCAGAUGACAGAAAAUAAAAAGCUGGCUGCCAAGGUGUAUUCGCUGUGCAAAAAUGUUCUUCGUGUUGAUUUGUACGACACCAACACUGAGGAAGACAUACACAUCAAUCAAAAGCUCAUUGAAGAAGGGUUUGCGCAAUUUCAAGAGGAGUCUCGAGCUUCUAAGCUUGCUCAUCAGAGUGCUUUGUCUGGAGAGACCCUGCCUCCUGAGGACAACACCGCUUGGAUCGACUCACUGGUUGAAAACAACGAUGAAGUCGAUGAAAGGUUUGCGACCAAGGUGAUGCUCCGUGGUCCUGAGAGCCCCAUUGAAAUGAGUUUCUACAGCAUAACCAAUAUUGGACGACUGAAGUCAGUGAGAAUUGAGCAAAACUCGGUUAACAGUGUCAUCCUGAACGAUCAGCCCCAGGACCCUCAUCAAAGGUUUAUGGUCGCGGGUAAAGUUGGCAUAAAUGCGACUGGAUCCACCGUGGUUGCAAGGGAUACAACUUUGAUGCCGAACAUUCACGGUUUGAUGCCUUUGGUGGCGCUAAUCUUUACUCCCUUUGCUGAAAUGAGAGUUGAUGGUGACAAGCGGCAGUACACAGGGGCGUUGGUGGGUUUGGGUUAUGACCCCGCCACCAACGAAGCGCUUCUGCCGGAUUAUGACAGCGAGCUAGUAUUUGAGGUGGAUUUCAGGGAAAAUGACAUUGUCGAUAUCAAUUUAGUACGUCGUGCUAUUAAUGAGAUGUUUGAGAGUGAGGAGGCAAUAGCUGGCUGGGGAACUCCAAUGGUGGAGAGAAUUCAGAAUGUCAGCAGAUCUUUGCUGCUUAAAAUUGUCUUGAAACGCAGGGAGAACAAAAGUCCAUGCCCAUUUCCCAGAACGGGCUACUGGAAUCAGAUCGAUCCUGCCUACCUUCUACAAGCAACCACCAAAGAGUCAGAUGCCGGUCAGCUGUUUACGUUACACAAUGCUGUAGCUAUCUCCGGCAUACCUUUGGAGGAUGAAGACGACGAGGCCAGGCAGAAGGUGGCCCUACUGCGGGAAAAGUUGGAGUGGCUCAAAAGCUUGGAAGGAAGAUCGUCAGAACAGUUUACUGAAGAAGUAGUUUGCCCUUUGUGCAAUGUAUUGUGUAGGCAUCCACGAGGAGUCGCCAUGCAUCUGAGGAGCACUGGCCACAUGGAUAUAGAGGCUUCUUUGUCUGAAGACUAGUUACGAGAGUAACAACUGCGAGAACUGGAGGCAAGGAGAGGAGAGCUUGUUAGGUUGCGCACUUGUGCUGAUAUCGAAGGAAGCAAAUCAAAGGUGGGCUGGUUACGUUACGUUUGAGAGCCAGUCACGUCUCAAGCUUGAUCUCAAGAAAAGUUGUUGGUCCAAACGGACGGACACCGAUCCAAGUUAUUUGUUGAAGAUCAGGUGAUUCUGAUCCAUUGUGGGCAUGCAUUAUGGGUUUGGUUUGACAGGAAGAUGUUUACGUUUGGUCGUUUGUGGAGCAUGUAACUGUACUUCUAUUCAUGGAGCAGCUGAUGUUUUCGAGGUGAUCAGGUCUUUAAAUCGUAGAGAUGACAGCGUUUACGAUCGCAUGGGUCACAUUAGGAACGAAAGUGACGGUGAAAUGUUUAUUGAACAAGGUGGUGAUUAUGUUA